This is a messenger RNA of Hippocampus zosterae (dwarf seahorse), 2552 nucleotides long. RefSeq names its product Golgi reassembly-stacking protein 2-like. Gene Ontology annotation, molecular function: protein binding. Gene Ontology annotation, biological process: Golgi organization. NCBI's taxonomy places the organism in Eukaryota, Metazoa, Chordata, Actinopteri, Syngnathiformes, Syngnathidae. Gene Ontology annotation, cellular component: Golgi apparatus. The record is from RefSeq and is a predicted model, not a curated record.
UGCGCAGCAGAUGACUACCCAUUUGACGACGUGUACCCGGUGUGUACAAGUAGUUGGGUACUUUGAUCGUUCCUCGGAAUCAAUUUGCCAUAAAACCUGCAAAAGCCUUAAGACAGCUCGAUCAUGGGAGGAUCGCAGAGUGUGGAGAUACCGGGAGGUGGCUCCGAGGGCUACCACGUCCUCCGGGUUCAGGAGAACUCCCCAGGUCACCGAGCAGGACUGGAACCUUUUUUUGACUUCAUUGUCUCCAUCAAUAACACCAGACUGAACAAGGACAACGACACCUUGAAGGACCUUCUGAAAGCCAGCGUGGAGAAACCAGUCAAGAUGUUGGUCUACUCUUCAAAGACCCUGGAGCUGCGCGAGUCCACCGUCACACCCAGCAACCUGUGGGGGGGUCAGGGCUUACUCGGCGUCUCCAUUCGCUUCUGCAGCUUUGAAGGAGCCAACGAGAACGUUUGGCAUGUUCUUGAAGUGGAGCCAAAUUCGCCCGCGGCCCUCGCCGGUUUGAGACCACACACCGACUACAUCAUUGGAGCUGACACUGUCAUGAACGAGGUGCGCGAUCGCGACAGGAUUUCCAGACGUGUCGCUCUCGCACGCUGUCGUGAUGGGUCCUCCGAUCGUGACGACCGCGUCUUUUUCCUGCAGUCCGAGGACUUGUUCUCCUUGAUCGAGAGCCACGAGGGGAAGGGCCUGAAGCUCUACGUGUACAACACAGACACAGACAACUGCAGGGAGGUGGUCAUCACACCCAACGGCGCCUGGGGAGGAGAGGGAAGCCUCGGAUGCGGGAUUGGCUACGGAUACCUGCAUCGGAUUCCCACGCGACCUUUUGAGGAAGGGAAGAAGAUCUGCUUCCCGGGGAAUGCUUCUGGGGAGCCGGGCAGUCCGUUAAAGGACGGAUUCACUGAGGUCCAGUUGUCGGCCGUGACCCCGCCUCCUACCGCCCCCACACUUCCCUCUGGCCUUGAAGACUCGCUGUCGGGCCUUUCAAUCAGUACAGCCCCUCCCACCAUGCCGAGCGAACUGCAGACGGGUUUGCCCACAAUCCCUCUGCUCCCCUCCUCCAAUCCGUCCCUCAGUCCCCUCACUCCCCUCACUCCUCUCAAUCCUGCCACGGCCAGCUUCAACCCCGCCACCACGUUACCAGGCUUGAUGCCCCUUCCGGGUGGCUUACCCCCGCUGCCCAACCUUCCCAAUCUCAACUUGUCGCUCCCGGACCUCGGCGCCAUCUCACUAGCGGGCACCAGUACCUUAAUGCCAGGCGGAAGCACAGUCACCCCGCUGAAUAUACCUGGCCUGGCACCUCUGCCCCCUUUGCCCGCCAUGCUGCCAUCCCAGCUGACUCCUCUCCUGCCACAGGGCGUUGCCCCCAUUCUGCCCACUUCCACCGCCCCUCCGGCCUCUGUCGGCGACAUCACAAACGCCACGGAACUGCAGCCUUCUGCGGAGACGACGCUUACCUCCUCGUAACCUGGGAAUGUAUCUCUCGCAACCAUCAAACCAAAACACCCACGGCUUUUCUUUCCUCUCAUCUCUUUAGUUUUCUAUUUAUUUAGCCGAGAGGGACAGGUUGCACCCAGUCAGAGAUUCCAAGUGUGAGUGAGGUUUAUGAAAAACAUGUCUUCAUAAACGGAUUGUUAUAUUGCAGUGGUGGACCGGGCCGCACUGCAGCUUGCCUUCAAUCACACUUCACUUUGCGAUUUACUUCUGCGUGUUUCUUUAUUUGCCCUUCUGCGGUGUCAUUUCUUCCGUUUGAGAAUGUUCAGUGUUCCGGUAUUGACUGAAAUAGUCAUUCAUUCCCUUUUUAUAUACUGUAUGAGUAAACAAACCGUUUAUAAUCAUUCAUCAUGCGGUCUAAGAGAGGAAAAAAAAAGAAACCGUACUGUUGUACUAAUCUUGGUACAGUCAUUGUAUAAAGUGAAUUCCGUAUAUAAAAUGGUGAAUAAUUAAGAGUCUGUCUAACCUUGUAUUCCUGGCAUUUAGCAGUGCAUCACAAAGUAGAAUACAGCAUUAUGAAAAACUAUUUCUGUAGUUCAGUUCAAAAAGUGAACAUUUUCUUUUGUGAAAUUACAAUAUAGAAUCAUCGAAACGAUUUUAAUAUUUAAAAUAGGCUGAGUAUUUUUAAUGAAUCUACAUCAACACUACAAAUAUGCAAGUUUCAAUGUUUGAAUUGAACUACUGAAAGAAAUGAAGGUUGAUGUGAUACUCUUAAUUUGAGAUGUGCCGGUACUUUUCGAUCAGUUUGCUAUGUUACCAUUACCCCGCUUUAUUUUCUUUGAAAUGACUAAUAUAGCCAGACACACACGAUAAACCCAACAAAAAGGAGGCAGGCUGAAAAGUCACAUCUCACUCACUUCAUGUACCGACGUCGUGUGGUCAGUCGCUUGCUGGGGACGACGGGGAGUUCAGCUCUUUCCAAUUUCCUUUGAGACCAUCGUUCCAUUGAGUUCGAAGUUACGCAGAACAGCCACAAGAUGUCACUGUAAACAAACUUGACAAAGAUCUGCGGUGUGCAAAAUGCAAGCAAUAAAGCCAAACCAAUUUUA